GAACGGCCAUCGGCAUCUCGGGACCUUUUGGUGGGCGCUUGCGCUUAAAUCGACUAGCUUGUAAAUUUGUAUGGAAAGCUCCAUUUCAAUCCAAACUGUAUCGAUAUCAACCUCUAUCACGAAUCUCCAACUCCGUCACCACGACUCCAUUCGAACAAUUAUCAAUUUAUUCGAAUCCUUAAACUCCUCAAAAUGGUUUCUUACUAUCAAAUCGCCGGAAAGCAAGUUGGCUCUCACUACGUACGUGGCUCCUUCCGAAGUCCCCUCUGCUCAAACUAUUUGAUUUUUCCUUGAUGCAAUUGAAUGGCCUACAUUUGAUUGAGAGCCGAGAACCCGUGCUGAUAGAAAUGGUGAUAUUAGUUAGCUAUGGCAGUUCUCGGUUCGAUGGCUGGUAUCGUCACUUUGUCCACUCGUGGUGGAUCUGCUGCAAAGGACUCAACUCCACCAAUUAACGCCAAAAGUCCAGAUGAGGAGAAAUACAUCAAGUAGGUUCAGUGAGAGAAUCUGUUGAGCUAACAGAUUUUUACAAUUUACAUGACCUGACAUCUGCUAGGGAAUUCAUGGCAAGCAUCGAAGGAGGCAAGAGUGGAAACAACGUAGACUUGACCAAGAAGGAUGCAGGAAGAUAAAGGAUAUAUGAUAAGUUGAACGAGGCGUUGGAAUCUCUUGCCAACGGAAUACCCAGCUUCGGGUGUAAAUAUAGAACGCGGUCAUGAAUGCAUAAAUCCAAGCAGAAACCAUGUUAGAUGCGAAAUUCACGUUUUUUCUGAUAUUCCGUACCCUAAUCUCUACACCAAUUACCACUAACUAGUUCUCGAGUGGGAAGGAUAUUUGUUUACAUCCACGGAAACAUCGCAUUGCGGUGGAAAAGCCUACGCUUUUUACUGUCGUUAGUAUACAGCUUAUUCAUGGAUAAU
Molecule: messenger RNA, 917 nt
Organism: Sclerotinia trifoliorum
Lineage: Eukaryota; Fungi; Ascomycota; Leotiomycetes; Helotiales; Sclerotiniaceae
Source: the annotation of a GenBank genome assembly